Molecule: messenger RNA, 963 nt
Organism: Lagenorhynchus albirostris (white-beaked dolphin)
Lineage: Eukaryota; Metazoa; Chordata; Mammalia; Artiodactyla; Delphinidae
Gene: CENPS
Product: centromere protein S
Exons: 5
Coding region: 297-674 (125 amino acids)
Biological process (GO): replication fork processing; resolution of meiotic recombination intermediates
Cellular component (GO): Fanconi anaemia nuclear complex; FANCM-MHF complex
Molecular function (GO): chromatin binding; protein heterodimerization activity
Source: RefSeq, a predicted model, not a curated record
AGUCCGUGGAAGUUCCUGCGGCGCUCUGCGGAGGCCGGCGGCUGCGGCCCGUCUGGCUUUGGGGCAGCCUCAGUCUCCUCGGACAGGGUCGUUGUGAGGCGCCUGGCGCGCGGCACAAGCUCGAAAAUGUUGGCUCCCGUAACCCGUGCGCUCUCCGUCCUGCCCGCGAGGAGACAAGCCUCAGACCCUGGUGCAAACCCCCAGGCCGUCCGGCUCCCGAGCCCAUCGGAUGUGGGUUCGAAUGUCGACUCCGCCUGGAGGGUUGUGUUGACUCUGCCCAAACUCAGUUUUCCUAGAUGGACAAUCGGAGGCUAAAGGCAGCGGUUCACUACACUGUUGGCUGUCUUUGUGAGGAAGUUGCGUCGGACAAAGAGAUGCAGUUCAGCAAACAAACCAUUGCAGCGAUUUCGGAGGUGACUUUUCAACAGUGCGAAAAUUUUGCCAAAGACCUUGAAAUGUUUGCAAGACAUGCGAAGAGAAGCACCAUUAACACUGAAGAUGUGAAGCUCUUAGCCAGGAGGAGUAAUUCACUGCUAAAAUACAUCACAGAGAAAAAUGAAGACAUCGCUCAGUUUAACCUGGAACGAAAAGCAAAGAAGAAAAAGAAGUUAGAGGAUGAAAACAAAAAUUCAGUGGAGCCAGCAGAGGCUGGUGUAGUGGAAAGUGAGAAUUAAAGUCUGUCGCCAUUUGGAAAAAGCAGCCUUCAGGUAAAGCCACUAAAAACAUGUAUUGCCAACAAAGGGUUUUGAAAGGAUUAAGUGGAGAUUACCAAAAAAAAAGGCUUGGGGGCUUUUUGUACUGUAUUCUCCAAGUCACUGACUGCAAAAGGUGGUUUAAAAGAGAACUGGAAACUCCUAAGCAAAAUACUCCCAUGUCUUACUGAAGCACAUGAAAAAAGUGUGUUUGAAUGGUAUAUAUUGGAAAUUGUAUCUAUUGCAGUUAAUAAAAUUUUGUUAGCAAUUA